AUGAAGAUCAAGCGUGAGGUCGGUCCGCUGGAUCACCGCAGGAGACGGACUCGCUGUCUGCCAUGCGCCAAAAGGCGUAUCAAGUGUCAAGGCGGUUCUCCCUGCGAGUACUGUACUCGAACCAAGAAACGUUGCCUACCUCAGGCCACAUCUACGACCGAAGUGCACUUCAUCAGCCCUGAAUCCUCUGAAGAAGGCAUGCAAGUCGCUGGACUACCGGCACACGUCAACAUACCUAGCGAUAUACUCUACCUUGACUAUUUUGAUCUCUGCAUGAAGCGCUGUCUGUUUACAGAUGAGUUCAACGGCCUGGCUGCCGACCUCUUACCCCUGGCCCAAACAUGCUUACCGCUCGGGCAAGUAGUGACAGCGAUUGGCGCACUCGAAGCCAGCCGACGCGCAACCGUCAAGUCCUCUCGCGGGCAGCAGCCACCUUACACCGUUGCCUUUGUGUUAUACGGGGAAGCCGUCAAGACGCUCCGAGCUCGACUGCAGGUAUCAAACGCGUUCCGCUGCGGUGGAGUUCUCUGGUGCACGCUACUUCUUGGGCUAUUCGAGUUGAAGUUGAUGACUGAAGCUUCUGGGGACCUGUGGGCCAAACACAUGCUCUACGGGACGGCUAGGAUCAUCCAGAGCGUAGGAGCGACGAGUCAGUCGUGUCAGCUUGACAAGAGACUCUUCGGAGCGUUUAGAUCGCUGGAGGCAAACCGAGCGAUUCUGUACGGCGAAGAUACGUUUUUAUCGCAGGAGCCGUGGUCAAAGUCUCGAGGAUAUCUUGUCGCAAACCCAUCAAGUCAAGUGGAGGCAAUCUUCGACCUCCUGAUCGAAAUCUCUUCCUUUAGUAAAGCGUUCUUCGACCGUAUCGAGUCAAUUCCUGACACACUACGACCUGGGCACCCAGCGAUACACGCUCUAGCUGAGCAAGGUCAACGUUUCCAGCAGCGACUUUACAGCUGGCACGACCAAAUCACACAGUAUUUUGAUCACCGUGAUCCGUAUUGCAUGCUAGCUUUAUCAAACUACAAUGCUCUCCAACUAUUCUUGUCUAGAAACUAUGUCUAUUACGCAUGUUGGGAGGGGCAAGACAUCCCCUCGCUAGCAGUCCAUGAGAUUGAGGCGCAUGUAACCGCUGUGGUAGAUCUGUCAAACCAAAUCCUCGAAAAUUCCAACAUGCCGGGGGUAUUACUCCUGUUCUCUCUCCGAAUGGCUGGAGCAAAUACAAGUCAGUCUUUACAAAGGGAUGAGAUUGUGAGAUUGCUUGACAGAAUAGCAACAAAAGGGUUCGCGGUCUCAGGGAGAAUCAAAAGGGAUUUACAAGAAUUGUGGGAAUACCAGCACGCGGAAAUGGCACGGGACGACAUUUGA
Colletotrichum paranaense is the source of this 1365-nucleotide messenger RNA. RefSeq lists its product as uncharacterized. Lineage: Eukaryota; Fungi; Ascomycota; Sordariomycetes; Glomerellales; Glomerellaceae. The transcript has 4 exons. Gene Ontology annotation, biological process: regulation of DNA-templated transcription. The coding region runs from base 1 to 1365 and encodes 454 amino acids. The record is from RefSeq and is a predicted model, not a curated record. Gene Ontology annotation, molecular function: zinc ion binding; DNA-binding transcription factor activity, RNA polymerase II-specific.